UAUUAUCUUAAAAAACAAAAGCCUCUCUAGCUCAUCAACUCAAACAAUGUGUUCUCGUAACAGCAGCUCGAUUACGUCGUUCUUCAUCGUCUCUUUAUUAGCCGUCUUAGUUAAUCCAACGAUCUCUUCUCGAGCCUUCACCAAGGAGCAUCCUCGUGUAUCCGUCGCUUCCAACUGCGAGAGCUGGAGAUUGGCCUCAGAGACCAACAAUGCUGGGAGCUGGAAUGUGGUUCCGUCCAGAUGCGUUAACUCCGUUAAAAACUAUAUCAAUGGAGGCCAGUUCGAGAAUGAUUACAAUAUAGUUGCUCGUUACGCCAUCGCAUAUGCUAAAAGGAUCAACCUAGGCAGAGAUGGUAAGGACGCGUGGGUCUUUGACAUUGAUGAGACCCUUCUCUCUAAUCUGGACUACUACAAGGUUCAUGGUUACGGGUCUGAACCAUACGACAACGCUAAAUUCAAUGAAUGGGCGGUUCAAGGAAAAGCCUCAAGUUUUGAUGGGAGCUUGAGGCUGUACAAAGCUCUCAAGAAACUUGGUUUCACUAUCAUUUUGCUAACCGGUAGAGAUGAAAAUCAAAGGAGUAUUACCGAGAAAAAUCUCCGAAACGCCGGUUAUUUCGGUUGGAACCGACUCAUCUUGAGGGGCAAAAAUGAUCAAGGAAAAACAGCAAUACAGUACAAAUCAGAGCAGAGAUCAAAAGUGGUUAAAGAAGGCUACAAAAUUCAUGGAAAUACCGGCGAUCAAUGGAGUGAUUUACAAGGUUUUGCCGUGGCCACUCGUUCCUUUAAAGUCCCCAAUCCUAUGUACUACAUUGCUUGAUCAUGAUCAUCAACUAUUGAUAUGUAAUAUGUUGAAUGAAAUAUUUAGACUUUAUGUAUGAAUAAAAAAAAUAAUAAUGUAUGAAUAAUUUGUAAG
Messenger RNA from Capsella rubella, 913 nucleotides. Its product is annotated as acid phosphatase 1. The transcript has 3 exons. Gene Ontology annotation, molecular function: acid phosphatase activity. The coding region runs from base 47 to 817 and encodes 256 amino acids. The record is from RefSeq and is a predicted model, not a curated record. NCBI's taxonomy places the organism in Eukaryota, Viridiplantae, Streptophyta, Magnoliopsida, Brassicales, Brassicaceae.